This is a messenger RNA of Selaginella moellendorffii, 629 nucleotides long. RefSeq lists its product as uncharacterized. NCBI's taxonomy places the organism in Eukaryota, Viridiplantae, Streptophyta, Lycopodiopsida, Selaginellales, Selaginellaceae. Bases 12 to 572 code for a protein of 186 amino acids. The record is from RefSeq and is a predicted model, not a curated record. The transcript has 2 exons.
GCAUUAAUCAAAUGGCAAAGUUAAAUGUGGCAAUUGUUGCCUCGCUCCUGUGCCUCUUCUUAGCAUCCACAAAUGUUUUUGGCAUGGACGUCUCUGUUCCGGAGCAAGAUAUCUCACUCAGUGAAGAUCUUUCUGGUACAAUGCGUUCUCUGAAGCAGGUCUCAGGUGAACAGGACAUUGGUGUCCCAGCAGAUUCGGUUAACAAAGUGAACGGCUCACUUCAGCAAGUUAUAACCAACCUGAAUGACGUUUGUGUUAAAGUUCCCCUUCUCAAAGUAAUAUUUCUUCCCAUCAUCAUCAUCCUUGAGAUUAUUGUGAUUUACGUGCCGGGUGGCUACCCUUGCCCGCAAAUAAUCAUCAUCAUAUGCAAGUAUUUCGGGAAUGCCUUCCCUGUGUGGUCUCCAUUCAGAUAUAUCAGAGUUGAUGCAGCUAUAAUUGUAAGCAUCCAAGGCUGUAUCAGAAUUGUGCAAAACGUAAUUGUUAUUGUUCGUCCUAACAGCUGCAUCUAUUUUGUACUUAAUGGGGUGAUUUAUAUCCUCCGGUCUGGUCUUGCCCUGCUCUAUGCAAACUGACUCCCAAAGUUAUAUUUAAAAUAAUAAAAUAAAGAAAUAAGAAUUAUUGCGCUGCUA